GUUCGUUUCAGGUAGUAACGUGAAUGAAGCGUGGUGAAUCACAAAACCACGAAUCGAUAGAAUGCAGUGUCGUACGACAUAAACUAGAACGUUUAUAUAGUUUUCAUAUUCAUGAUUGGUUGCAAAAAUCACAACUUAUUUUGGAAUAUUUGGAAGGCAGUGUAGCAUAUAGUUUAGUGUUUUGGAUAUUUAUUAUAAAAUUCAUGUGUAUUAAUUUGAAUUAAGGAUUUGUUCAGCUGUAGUUUUCCAAUGGGUCGUGGGGGAGAGAGACGAGAGAAGUUAGGGGCGGGGCAGGUUAUCCCAUGGAGUGAGGUGGAGAAACAUUCGUCUCGUGAUGACCGGUGGAUAGUUAUUGACGGUCACGUGUACGACGUAACGGAAUGGUCCAAAAAGCAUCCCGGUGGAGCAAAGCUUCUAGGUCACUACGCUGGACAAGACGCUACUGAAGCGUUCGGUGCUUUCCAUACUAAUUUGGACCAUGUGAAGAAGUACCUUAAACCAAUUCAUGUCGGGCCUGUGGAAGGUUACGUGGAUCAUGAAAUGAACAAAGAUUUCAGAAAGUUGAAAGAAACAGCAAUUAGAAUGAAACUGUUUGAACCAAGCUAUGUUUUCUACUCGGUUACUUUAGGACAUAUACUUGUUCUACAAGUUCUUGCCUAUCUCGUGUUUCUAUGGUAUGGUGUCCAUUUCUGGACAGUGGUCGCCUCAUUGAUAAUGUAUUCUACCGCCCAGACACAAGCAGGAUGGCUGCAUCAUGACUUUGGUCACCUGUCGGUGUUCAAGGACUCCAAAUCAAACCAUUACUUUCACCAUUUCAUUUUGACUUUCUUUAAGGGCUGUUCCUCAAGCUGGUGGAAUAACUUACAUUAUCAACAUCACGCUAAACCAAAUGUGAUGAACAAGGACCCGGAUGUACGUUUGGAGAAGUUGUUUGUUGUCGGCGACGUCAUGCCCGUCCAGGUAGUUUUUAUCAUUAUAAACGCCAACUUUCUAGAAAAAUCUUUCGAAGUUACAAGCAGUCAUUAUUAUUUUUUUUCAGUCGGACCACCAUUGCUGUUCCCUGUGUACUUCCAGUUUAUGUUGUUUAGAUUUCAAAUCACUAGAAGAUUAUGGAAGGAACUGAGUAUUUGUUUAAUGUAUUACAUAAUACAUUUUUACCUUCAUAUACCUCUGCUCGGCGUUGGAGGGGCAGUAGCACAUUAUUUUACUAUGAGAUGUUUAGAGAGUCACUGGUUUACCUGGGUGUCACAAUCUAACCAUAUUCCCAUGGACAUCAAGGCAGAUGAGGCCAGUCCCUGGCUCAAGCUGCAGUUGAAUGCUACUUGUGACAUAGAGAAGUCAUUCUUCAAUGAUUGGUUUACAGGACAUCUUAAUCAUCAAAUAGAACACCAUCUAUUCCCGACUAUGCCACGCCACAAUUUGUAUAAGGUGGCGCCCCUAGUGAAAUCCUUAUGCGAGAAACACGACAUACCGUACAUAGUGAAACCUUUAGGACAGGCAUUCGUUGAUAUAGUCAAGUCACUGAAGUCUUCAGGGGAUCUUUGGCAAGAGACAUAUAACGAGUUUCACUGUCAUUAGGGCGUCUUAAGAUACAGGAAAGAACUUUUAGGGAACUAAUUUAUAUACUUAUGGUUGUUGUCUAACCCUUUUGCUAAAAAAAGAUGUUAACUUUAAUUUUGAAAGAAAAGUUUGAAACAUGUUUUGAAUUUAAAACCAGUAAGUGACAAUAACUUAUGCUUUAGAUUUUUUAUGAAGCCGGACUAAUAUGUCCGGCUUCAAAAUCCUGGAGAAAAAACCCGAUCUCUCUGUUACAAUAUUAAAAUUUAAAACAAUCUAAAAUUAUAUCCUGGGGUAUGAACUUGAAAGUGUCUGACUGCUUAUCUGUUGAGCCCCUGUAAGAUCUUUUAUAUUUUUGUAUCCGUAUACUUUAAAUAUGCACAUAUGUAAUUGUUAACGUAUAUGUUGUUAUAUGUUAUUUUAUUUGGCAUCUGUUCAUGAUUAUGUAGUAUGUUGAUAGGCAAAAAUGUUUUUCACAUUUAUACACUAUUUUUGAUAAGAUUUUAAUAGGUAAUGGUUUUGUAUUUCUCAAAUUUUACAAGACUUUCGUAUAAAAUAAAAUUCUUGCAAAAAGCGACUAUUAUUCAAAGCAAUUGUAUCCGCUUAAAUUAUAUUUGAUUUAUUAAUUUGUAAUUGUUUGUUUUAGGCUUUCGUAUUUAGAUAGAAAAUAUCGCACUGCUGGCAUUACAUUUUUUUAUGUUAAUAUUUGGAAAAAAUUAUGAGUUGAUGAAGUCUGUUAUUAAAUUUUUAACUGAAAAUUUGUGUUAAUGAAAUAUUGUAGGUUUAUUGUUGUAGCCUUUGCGAGAGAUCUGAGCUUUUUUCUAUUUUAUCUGCAAAUAAAAUGAAUAUCACCUGUAUUCCUCGAAUGCUUCAGAAAUGAAAGGGACACUAUUUUAUUGUCACGAUGGAUUGCAGGGUUAUAUUAGUGAUCAUUUAUUUACUUUUAUACUUAACUUGUUUUCUACAUCCAUAUGUGGUAUAUACAUCCAUAUUCUUAUUUGGUACACACAUUUGUACAUUCAUCCAUUUGUGGUACACGUAUUCAUACAAUAUGAAAGUUCACUUAAAUUGUCAAUAAGUUGAGACUCGUGUGCCAUGUAUGGAAACAGUUUUAGUAUUCGUUAAACAUUUACAAUUGCGAAUCUCAAAUGGUGCUAUCUAACGAACAUUUGACACAUGAACUCUUUUAAUUUGUAAAGUUUACAAAUAAGCAGUCUGGCCGAAAUGCUAGCAUGCUGUUUUUAUUUGCUUCCGGUCCCGUGGCUUCAGAAGUUUAAAAAUACUACUGAUAAAAUAAACUGCAGGUGAAGCGAGA
This is a messenger RNA of Mercenaria mercenaria, 2872 nucleotides long. RefSeq names its product acyl-CoA Delta-6 desaturase-like. Gene Ontology annotation, cellular component: membrane. The record is from RefSeq and is a predicted model, not a curated record. NCBI's taxonomy places the organism in Eukaryota, Metazoa, Mollusca, Bivalvia, Venerida, Veneridae. Gene Ontology annotation, molecular function: oxidoreductase activity, acting on paired donors, with oxidation of a pair of donors resulting in the reduction of molecular oxygen to two molecules of water. The transcript is spliced from 12 exons. Gene Ontology annotation, biological process: lipid metabolic process. Bases 250 to 1578 code for a protein of 442 amino acids.